AUGCACUACACGGCGGCUGUCACCAGCCAAUUCCAGCAGACUCGUGGUGUCAAGACCAUUGACUUUGCCGGAACCAAGGAGACUGUUUACGAGCGUGAUGACUGGCCAAAGGAGAAGCUCCUUGAGUACUUCAAGAACGACACCCUUGCCCUCAUCGGCUACGGCUCCCAGGGUCACGGUCAGGGUCUCAACCUCCGCGACAACGGCCUAAACGUCAUCGUCGGUGUACGGAAGAACGGUGCUUCGUGGAAGGAGGCCGAGCAGGAUGGCUGGGUCCCCGGCAAGAACCUGUUCGACAUUGACGAGGCCAUUGGCAAGUCCACCAUUGUCAUGAACCUUCUCUCAGAUGCGGCUCAGUCCGAGACCUGGCCCGCCAUCAAGCCCCAGCUCAAGGGAAAGACUCUCUACUUCUCCCACGGCUUCUCGCCCGUCUUCAAGGACCUCACCAAGGUCGAAGUCCCCAAGGACAUCGAUGUCAUCCUCGUCGCCCCCAAGGGUUCCGGCCGUACCGUCCGCACUCUCUUCCGUGAGGGCCGUGGAAUCAACUCUUCCAUUGCCGUCUUCCAAGACGUGACCGGCAAGGCCAAGGAGAAGGCCAUCGCCCUCGGUGUUGCCGUCGGUUCCGGAUACAUGUACGAGACUACUUUCGAGAAGGAGGUCUACUCCGACUUGUACGGCGAGCGUGGCUGCCUUAUGGGCGGUAUCCACGGCAUGUUCCUCGCUCAAUACGAGGUUCUCCGUGAGCGCGGCCACAGCCCCUCUGAGGCUUUCAACGAGACUGUCGAGGAGGCUACCCAGUCGCUAUAUCCCUUGAUCGGUGCCAACGGCAUGGACUACAUGUACGCUGCCUGCUCGACCACCGCCCGUCGCGGUGCCAUCGACUGGAGCAAGCGCUUCAAGGAUGCCCUCAAGCCCGUCUUCGACGACCUCUACACCUCAGUUGAGAACGGCAGCGAGACCAAGCGCUCGCUCGAGUACAACUCGCAGCCCGACUACCGUGAGAAGUACAACCAGGAGCUCAAGGAGAUUGACGACCUUGAGAUCUGGCGUGCUGGAAAGGCUGUCCGCUCCCUCCGCCCCGAGAACGCUAAGUAAAAUGCGUUUCGCUAUUGGGAAGAGGUUGAGCCUGGGGACAGAAGUAAAAGGUUAAGGGAAUUAUGUAGAUAGGUCAUGUCUUUGUUACGAUUACGGAUUUGUGGCGUUGGCGCGCUCUUUUUUGCUUAUGAAAGGGGGGUUUCCAACAUCCAUGACUAUACAUGGUAGAAAGAAGGAAGCUUAGUCUAAAAGCAUAAAUGAUACCUUUUCAUGACAG
Molecule: messenger RNA, 1312 nt
Organism: Pyrenophora tritici-repentis Pt-1C-BFP
Lineage: Eukaryota; Fungi; Ascomycota; Dothideomycetes; Pleosporales; Pleosporaceae
Product: IlvC, Ketol-acid reductoisomerase
Biological process (GO): L-valine biosynthetic process
Cellular component (GO): mitochondrion
Molecular function (GO): ketol-acid reductoisomerase activity
Source: RefSeq, a predicted model, not a curated record